Gymnogyps californianus (California condor) is the source of this 2383-nucleotide messenger RNA. RefSeq names its product telomeric repeat binding factor 2 (gene TERF2). Bases 41 to 1663 code for a protein of 540 amino acids. Gene Ontology annotation, cellular component: shelterin complex; nucleus; chromosome, telomeric region. The transcript is spliced from 10 exons. The record is from RefSeq and is a predicted model, not a curated record. Gene Ontology annotation, molecular function: protein homodimerization activity; double-stranded telomeric DNA binding; G-rich strand telomeric DNA binding. NCBI's taxonomy places the organism in Eukaryota, Metazoa, Chordata, Aves, Accipitriformes, Cathartidae. Gene Ontology annotation, biological process: protein localization to chromosome, telomeric region; telomeric D-loop disassembly; protection from non-homologous end joining at telomere.
GGUGAACGGCUGGGUCCUGCAGUUCUACUUCCACCAGGCCAUGGCGGCCUACCGCUCCGGGCGGAACCGCGACUUCCGCCAGCUCCGCGACGUCAUGCAGGCGCUGCUUGUGCGGCCCCUGGAGAAGGAGCCCAUGGUGGCCCAGAUGCUGCGCAUAAUGCAACUCCUGUCACGGAUUGAGGAAGGCGAAAACCUCGAUUGCACCUUCGAUAAAGAGUCGGAGCUCACCCCUCUUGAAUCGGCCAUCGGCGUCCUGGAGCUCAUUCAGAGAGAAUUCUCUGUGGCUGAGAAGACGAUGGAAGCUGUUCAGAAGAUGGUGAAGGAAGCUGCUGUUAUUGUCUGCAUCAAAAACGGAGAGUUUGAUAAAGCUUCAAAAAUUGUCAAGAGUCAUAUGGGGAAGGAGCCCAGAAGCCAGAAAAAGAGGAACGAGUUGCUGACUGUCAUCCGGGAGAAGAAUUUCACUCAUCCGGUGGUCAAAAACUUCUCUUACAAGAACUUCCAGCAAAGCGUCUUUCAGUCCCUGAAGACCUACGUGGACGAUUCGGAGCCCCUGCUGCUAACGAUAAUGAAAAAGACUUUGAAUUCAGAACAUGCCGAAGAACCAAAAUGCUCAUCGGCGACUCCCGAGUCUGCAAAUGGGCCAGAGGACCAGGCAGCGGCUCCGGAGCCCUCGGGACGGGCAAAGGGCCCAGCAGGAGCUCCAGAGCCUGCAGAAACCGCAAAAGACCUGGAGGGAGCUCCCAACCCUGCAGAAAGGGCAGACGACCCCGCAGAAGCUCCUGAGCCCAUGGAAGGAGGUGGUGACUCUGCAGCAGCGCCCGAGCCUAUGGAAGGAGCUGCUGACCCAGCAGCAACUCCUGAACAUAUCACAGCAGCGGUUAAUAUCUUGGAAGAUGCUUCAGAGCCUAUGGAAAUAGCUAAAGAACCCGCAGCAGCAGCUCCAGAACUUCCAGGAGUGUCCUUCAGGGACUCGGAAAGGCAGCCCUCUGGAACUGUAACCGCGUAUGGGAUUUCUGUUCUGAGAGAAGCUUUCAAGAUCCUGUCGGACUCCCAGGAUUGUGAUGCGCUCUUCACCAAACUGGACGAAACAGACUUUUCUUUCCCCAAGCAACUGUCUCCUUCUGUAUCCCACAGAACCAAGAGACGGAAAGAAGAGGAGAAUCAAGAUUCUGAGAUCUCAGACCCUCCUGAAAUAUCCCAUAAGGGCAAACGCUUGUUGACCAUAAGCAAACUGGUCAUGGAGCAAGACAGCCAGUACAGCGAGUCGAGUGAGAGCCCAGACUCUUCCCAGGAGCCAGUUGUAUCUUCUGCUUCCAGACCUGUUCAGAAAUUGCAUGACCAGCCUGUAUCUACUAAGAGUGCCAAGUCCUUCCAAGGAAGGUGGAACAGCUCGUAUGGCGAAGAAGAAAAAGACAGAUGGAGCGAGGAGGAUGAGCUCUUCUCAGAUGUGGCAUCAUUUGGGACAAACAGCCACAACGCUACAGUCUUCGGUUCCAAGAAACAGAAAUGGACAAUACAAGAGAGCGAGUGGAUCAAAGAGGGCGUGAAGAAGUUUGGAGAAGGGAGAUGGAAGGCCAUUUGCCAGAAAUACCCCUUCCGGAACCGCACGGCAGUGAUGAUCAAGGAUCGCUGGCGGACCAUGAAAAAGCUGGGAAUCCUCUAAAGUUGGGAGCCACGGGACCUUCAGUGCAGAAACCUUCUUAUUUUGCUUUUGAAAGAUGGACCGGGGCUGUAGCAGCGGGGAGGCUGCUGUGCUCGUCCCUGAUGUGUGUGGGCGCCGGCGUGGUGAGCCCCUCUGGCUUGUGGUACCCGAGACUGCUGCAGCAGACGGAAACCACGUCUGACAAGAACCGCGGAGCCUUGUGUCUCGAGUUGUAGCUGCAAGGUUUAGGUCUUCCGCAGUUGGCAGAAGCUGCGCAGCCUGAUUGCAUGCGCUUGGAAGCGGCCCGGAUUGGGACUUCCUUUUCCACCAGACAACUGCAGCCUUUGUAGAACGAAUCCCAACCUGACGGGCCGCUGAAACAACAGUUUUCUCUGCUUGGAUGCUGUCAAAUGGCUGGAUAAUCCCGUCAGCGGCUAUUUUUAUGUGUUUUAAUUGUCUAAAUUGUGAAUCUCUUGUUUCAUCCGCUUGCACUCAGUCCCCUGUGGGAGAGAGGCAGCACACAGUCCCAGAGCUUCUGGGAGAAGAAGAGAUUUAGGCAAGGUGAUCUGCUUAGAUUUUUUUUUUUUUUCCCCUCCACAUUUCUUUCUGCUUUGUAAACGGCUAGUCUGCGAGUGGGAAUUCCUCCCUCCCAGCUUUGAGGCUUUAAAAACAUUAUUUUUUGUUUCAGUACUUAAAUGUCGGUUGUUCCCAUGUUAAAAGUUCCAGUGCUUACUCAUUUCA